Babesia bigemina is the source of this 252-nucleotide messenger RNA. RefSeq lists its product as hypothetical. The transcript has a single exon. NCBI's taxonomy places the organism in Eukaryota, Apicomplexa, Aconoidasida, Piroplasmida, Babesiidae. The coding region runs from base 1 to 252 and encodes 83 amino acids. The record is from RefSeq and is a predicted model, not a curated record.
AUGGGUCAGACGUGUUCUAAAUGUAAGGAUAAUUGUUCCUCUGGCAGAGAUUGUGCUGACUGUCCAAAAUUUUCUUGUAAUUGUCAAUGUUGCAGAAAAACAGGUGCAUACAUUGCUGCUGGUGUUCUCUUUGCAAUAUUCGCAUUAAUCUUUUUUUCAUCUUUCUACUACGGGUUUCCGGCAAUACCUUACAAAAAGAUUUCCGACGUUUUCAGAUCAUCUAUGAGGGACACCUACAGUGGACUCUCCUAA